This is a messenger RNA of Nasonia vitripennis (jewel wasp), 864 nucleotides long. RefSeq names its product GATA zinc finger domain-containing protein 14-like. The transcript is spliced from 2 exons. NCBI's taxonomy places the organism in Eukaryota, Metazoa, Arthropoda, Insecta, Hymenoptera, Pteromalidae. The record is from RefSeq and is a predicted model, not a curated record. Bases 1 to 864 code for a protein of 287 amino acids.
AUGGCGCAGCAAAUCACAGUGGAACAAUUUAAAUUGAGAUAUAGCGAUCCCAGCUCGGAGGACCUGCUAUACAAUAAACUUAGCUCUUGUUUUCAACUAUCGAAUCAAAAUUAUGAAAAGUAUGCUGAUGAAAUUAAACAACGUUUAAAUAAGCUAAAAGAACAUAUAAACUUAAACAAUCAAGACCGUAACUUGAUAAGUAUGAAGAUUGGGUUUUACGAAAAUGUUGCGAAAAAUACGUUUAUAAACGGAAUAAAAGAGCCGUAUCACACACAUCUUACACAUUUCGAGUUGGCGGAUAUAGAGGCUUGUCUGAUAAAAUGCAGAAAGCUUGACAAUCACGAGCAACAAGCUGCAUGUUUAAAUUUCGCGAGACAACGCGAAAGUAAACCAAAAACCAAUAAUGUAAACAAUAAUUCAAAGGGUACAAGCCCGUUUAUGAAUCAGAGAAAUAAUAGUCCGUUCAAUAACUCUGGAGCAAAUAAAAGUCCGUUUUCAUUUGCACCUAGACCCGCAACUGCACAAAAUAAUUUUGUACCGACAUUUGCAAAUAAUUUCGGACGACCUAUUCAGCAAAAUCGACCGACACCGAUGUCGAUUAAUACCAGAAACACCAAUCGGCCAAAUAAUAAUCAGAGCAACCGGUCAAAUAAUUUUGUCCCUCAGAAUAAAUUCUUUAGGAGUACCGGACCACCGAAUUUCAUUUCCGAAGAGUUGCAUUAUCAAGAGGAGCAGCAACCGGAGGAAGAUGCUUACAAUGAGGAGCAAGAAGAUAUUAACGUGAAUGACGACAAUUAUGAAAAUCAAGAGAAUUCAGAAAAUGAAAAUUUUCAACGGGAUUCCGAUCCAACCGAAGAAACAUAG